CCCCAAGCCACAUCAACUCUUUACUUAUCUCUCACUCUCACCUUCCCCCCCCCCCUCACCACGUCGACAGUAACGCUGCAUCACUCACCUUUUUUUUCGAUUUGACCAUCGUCUCAUCUCUCUCUUCCAACGCAGCCCGCCCGUCGCCGACAACACCGCCCCUCACAACCGAGACCCAACCCGCCGGCGCCCGUAUCAUCGAUUAUUGUGGCUCCCCGGUUCCUCGUCGAAUCUUGGCGCAACCUUCCCCCCCCCGUCCGCUUGACAUUCCUUUUGCACAUCCAUUCCAACUCGGACAUCGACGCCAUCACCAUCACUCCAUCUCCGUCACCGACGCCACCGUCCCCUAGCCCAUCAUGGACGCCCUCCGACCGGGCCAUGCCCAUCGGAGUAGCAGCGACCGUCUGCUCAACAACUAUCUCGACUCGCAAAAGCAUUUGACGACGUCACUCCUCACUCUUCUAUCUCACUCCCAUUCUUCGACUUCCUCGUUGCUGGCGUACACGACGUCGUCGCCGGGCGUCCUGCUCUCUGUGCGACGCGCGGUACGCUACUCGGCAUUCGAGGGCCCCAUUUCUCCCUCGCUCCACGAGCCAGCUGCUGGCUCGACCCUCAGCUCGGUCGACACGGGCACGCCAGGAUGGGCAGCGUACAUCGCCAGUCUCGAGCAAUUCCGCAAGGACUUGAAACAGAUCCAUCUCCUCGAGGAGGAGAUGAGCCGUGUCAAGCGUGAUCGCGAGAUUCUCGUCACUCGUCUGAUCAAGACAACCAAAUCCCGACCUACAAAAUCAGACAUCAAGGAGAUUGCAAACUCGUACACACAGCAGUCCCAGGUCAUGUCGUCGGGCGGGUCGACCUACUCGGCAGAAUCCAACAUGUCCGCCGACCGCAAAGAGUCUAAGCGGGCCGGCAAGCUCGCCGAGGCCCAGGCAGAGUUGCUCGGCUGUGAAGAGCACCUCCGUGCUCUCGAAAUCCGCAUCGAAUCGGAGCGCAACAAGGUCAUGUACCGCGGCCUGGAGGAGCGAUUCCGCGCCAUGGAGGUCGUGGCUCAGAUGUGGCUUGCGCAGGCGCACCGUGGCCUCGAGGAUCUCGAAAAGCUUCCCAACCUCCCUGUCAACGCCUACGAGCUCGACUCCAACGGCUCGCUCGCCCCAUCACAGUCGGCGUCCCAGGUGGGAGGGUAUGACGACCACGGAAACUCGCCCAGGCGGCCGAUCCGGCUGCAUGACGCCAAUGGCCCAGGUUCGAUCACGGACAGCAUCCAGGAAGAAGAGGAGGGAGAGAGCUCUGGUGAGGAGCAGCAGGGAACCUUAGUCAUGCACGAGAACCGCCCGACGCAGAAAUCCGUCAACGGCAACCCCUCAGCCCCGGCCAAGUCGUCACCUCUCAGCCCUCAGCAUCCUCAGCAGCCCAACUAUGCCGCGCCGUCCGGCCCGCCGCCGGUCAGCUCGAACCAGCACAAUGUCGGUAGACGGGCAGUCAGUGAGGUCGGGCACGCCCCUCGCCCGUACAGCCCAGUCAACCACGCACCACUGAGAAGAGCGCUGUCCAACGGGCACCAGCCGAUCCAGCGCGUCACCUCGCCGGCUGGCUCCAGUGUCCGGAGCAGAGGGGGAAGUACGCGGAAGCGCGGAUUCUUUGCUGCAAUCGCCAGAUUCUUCAAGGGACCGAGCAAGGGCUCCUCUCACCACACCCAUGGCCGUGGUGGUGUUCUGAAUCGCCGUGAUGGUCGAGAGUCCCCUCCUUAUGGUGCCAGCCGCCCCUCCAGCAGCUGGCAAACAAGGACCAACGACAACCUCAACCGCUCGCGCAGUGUUGGUAGACGCACCCGCAGUGACUCGAGCUCUGACGAGGACGACAUGCGCAACCUCGUUCAAGUGUCCAACCAUGCCAACCGUGACAGCGGAUUCUCGGUGGCGGAUAUUGGGCGUGUGCCGUACAACCCCAACCCCAAGGCGAACCCCGUGGCCAUUACGCGGUCGGCGUCGACCAAGUCAAAGUCGACUGUCACGGCACGCAGCGUCGCAUCCGGGGCUGCGACACCCAAGGCUCGUCCCACGUCACAGGCAGGCACUGCGGUGUCGCGGUCCAACACGGUCAAGUCGACGGCGUCUACUGUCAAGACCACAGCCACUGCAAAGUCUUCGGGGACGAUCAAGUCGACGACCAAGGCGAAGCCCGCUGCAGCGAACGGCACGACGGAGCGGAACAGGAAGAAUGGAAGCAUCGCCCGGUCCGCCAGCACACGGUCGAACGGCCCGACGAUCAUGUCGAUCAUUGAAUCCGCACCGCCGCCAAUGCCCGACGUGCCCAAGGCGCCGAGGUCGCUGGUGAAUCCGCAGCUUGAGCUCGUUAAGGCGCCAGGUUCGUCGCUUACCGGCAGCGCGACAAUGCCUUCGAUGAUCCUACCAUCCCAGGUGAUGAACGGUUCGGUCCCCCGCACUAGAGACGCUCUGGGUGACGAGUUACGCCCCCAGGAUUCUAUUUCCAGGUCGAACAGCUACAGGCGGCCAAAGUCAACCGACGCUCCACGUGAGGAGCCUCGUCGCCCAGUGUCGCCCCUUCCUCCGUCCAAGAGCCGCCAGCCGCCGCUCAAGUCUGCUCUGCGGCCGUCCAGCCCUUCACCCCUGUCACCGUCCGAGCCACCUCCUGUGAUCACGACGCUAUACUCUAUCUCAGCGCCUGGCCCAGUCGAGCUUCCUCCCGAUGAGCCGCAGCCACGGCCGUCUAUCGGUAGCUCGCGCCCGUCAUACUCGUCCACCGCCGACCAGACCAGCAUUUACGAGUCUGCCGUCGAGGACGACUUCCACGACUUCCACGACCAGCCCGAAGAGUCGGAUGACGACGAGUCGACAGAGCUCGGUGAUGGCGGAUACCAGGUUGUGGAGAACGAUCGCUUGAGCAAGUCACCUGAGGAGGCGCCCGCGCCUAUUGCACAUGCCCAAGAGCCGCUUCCAGACCUCCCGCCCCACGAUGAGGGCUCUGGCGUCGUGCGCCGCAAGUCUGUGCGCAUGAACCUCCCCGCCUCGGCCAGCACCGAGCACCUGGACCACACCAAGGGUGUGUUCGUUGCGCCCGCCGAGGCCUUCGAGGACCGACCGUACGACCGCAGCUACACUGCGCCGGAGGAUGAGGACUCGCCGCCCGGUACCCCACGUGCCAGUGGGCAGUGGAGCACACGUAUCGGCCACCUACGCGACGACACGAGCGAGGAGGAAGAUAUCGACCCGGCGUACUCGAAGGCGCGUCGCGGCCUGAUCCGAAGCCACAGCAACAAGUAUGACGACAAGAAGGCCAAACGUUCAAGUAGCUCCAAAUCCAAGGGGAGUGUGCGUGGCAGCCUGUCGAAGAAGAAGUAGGAGAGGCGGUAGUAGCAGCAGCAGUAACAGUACCUACCAUUCACGAUCUUUAUAACACGCCAACAAUACGCAACUAUUGUCAUUGCCCGCUUUCAUCGCACACACAGGCACACCAUGCACUACCGUGUAGUUCUUGAUACAG
Molecule: messenger RNA, 3501 nt
Organism: Vanrija pseudolonga
Lineage: Eukaryota; Fungi; Basidiomycota; Tremellomycetes; Trichosporonales; Trichosporonaceae
Exons: 2
Coding region: 357-3359 (1000 amino acids)
Biological process (GO): endocytosis; eisosome assembly
Cellular component (GO): plasma membrane; eisosome filament
Molecular function (GO): lipid binding
Source: RefSeq, a predicted model, not a curated record